Molecule: messenger RNA, 955 nt
Organism: Filobasidium floriforme
Lineage: Eukaryota; Fungi; Basidiomycota; Tremellomycetes; Filobasidiales; Filobasidiaceae
Exons: 3
Coding region: 310-915 (201 amino acids)
Source: RefSeq, a predicted model, not a curated record
CGAGGCGCAGUCGAGUUCAACAGCUGGAUUCAACCUCUUUUCGAAAGAGUCUCUGCCCUACAGGAGAUCCAUAUCACCUUCACGUACACGUUACCUGGAGGUCCCGUCCGGUCCCCGAUCAGGACUUCGAUCAUUGAACGCCCUACGGCCCCUGGGCGCAAACCCCGCGCGAGCACCAAGAUGCCCGCUGAUCUGCAGCAGCUGGGACAAAGGAUUUUGAACAUCCUCCAUGCUGGCCUCUAUGUCCCCCGACCACAGCAUCGUCCCGACCCUCCGGCCGGACAUCACCCUUGAUCGUCCCGCAGGAAUAUGAUGGAUGUCUCAUCGAGGCAGACGCAUUCACAGGCGGAUAUGUCGACAGUCGACAUACAUUGCGAUUCCCCAUCAAGUCCCGCGCUUCUUACCGCCCACACGUCUCGAGAGAGAGAGAGCAAAACUGUCAAUAUGCUAGAAACAUCUGGAAACACCCGGAUUUAUGCACUUAUGCGAUACAUACACGUCGCCAUGUGGCUUUUGUUUCAAGUAAGAUGCAGCAAGAUUAUGUGCCAAGCUACGUGCUACGUGAUGCACAUGGGCGCUGUCGAUCGAACGUUCUCGAUGAAACUGUCGACCUCGCGCGCUCCGAUCGAUCUGCAUUAUCGGGUAGAGCGUCCGGACCCGGGGUAUCGUUAUCUUCGUCAUCACGCCAUCGAUGCAUCGCCUUCUCGGGACCAGAGGAGAUGGCUUGCCUCGAUGGGCUCGGUUACCCGGGUCGAGUUCGUAAUUCCAGUCGACGAGUGUGGGACGUGUGGGGAAGGGUAUGGACGUUGCAGGUCGCGAUUGGCUGUGACGCGAUGUGAUACUCGUAUAUCCGCGGUACACACCUGUUUGCUCGACCUCGAUUGCCCCACGAGCCCACGAUCACCUCCCCGAUAGGGAUGGUUCGAUGGCGCCGAGCUGGAAAAAAAAGUCGGGG